GAUGGAUAUUACUCCCACCGGCCGAAGGAGAAAAGUAGAGUCGACAGCAACAACGAGAACUCUGUGCCAAAAGACUUUGACAACAUAGACAAUAGUAACUUUGGUGCUCGCUCGCAGCCACACCGGCAGUCUGUUGGGGCCACGAGCAGCAAGCAGCAGCGGGAGCACCUGCAGGAGAAAGCCCAUGCGCAGCAGCAGGCCUGGCGGGACAACUCCCCCGGGCUGAGCCGCAGCUCAAAUGAAGUACUGCCCGUCGGCCACCAGCCACUAGCGGUAGGCAACAACUCCUCCUACCUAGUUGGUCAGGGCGUCGCGGAAGUUCAGCGGCAACAGCACCGUGCCUCACAGGCCCAGCAGGCCCAGUCGCAGCACAGACAUCAGCACCCCCACUGGAGGCAGGCGACUGCAUCGCCGCUGGAGGUGACCUACGACCAGCCACCCAGGUGCGAGAUCAGUGGGAAGGAAGCCAUUUCAGCUCUGUCCAGAGCCAAGAGCAAGGAGUGUCGGCAACAGAUCGCCGAGGUGUACUGCAGACACAAGGAAGGGCAGUUAAUGCCUGAGAAGGUCACUCGUUACUGCCACCUUGAGGGUUCUGAUGGCUGGGCUGGAUUUGAAGAAAAGUUUUGAGUUUAAGUUCACCUGAACAUUAGUCAGCAA
This is a messenger RNA of Paralichthys olivaceus (Japanese flounder), 657 nucleotides long. The record is from RefSeq and is a predicted model, not a curated record. NCBI's taxonomy places the organism in Eukaryota, Metazoa, Chordata, Actinopteri, Pleuronectiformes, Paralichthyidae.